AUGCUUUCCUUUUUGACACUGGCCUACAUUUUACCUUAUUUAUUCUUUUUCUCUUUUUUAUCAUUUCUGAAUGUAUCUCUAGCUUCUCCAGUCCCAUUGGAUGAUGCAUUUUCAUAUACUAACUGUCCGAAUGGCCAAGAAAGAGUUUUUAAUCUUACGAUUAGUAGAAAAUUUUUCGCUCCUGAUGGUUUUAGCCGAGAUAUGUUUUUAAUAAAUGACCAAUUUCCUGGUCCUCUUAUUAAUGUCACUAAAGGUGACACGGUAGUGUUGAAUGUUAAAAAUGAUCUUGAUGAAGAUACUACAAUUCAUUCUCAUGGAAUGUUCCAACGCGGAACUCCUUGGUAUGACGGUGUCCCUGGACAAACUCAAUGUGGAAUUCCAGCUGGUCAGACAUUCUCCUAUAGAUUUCAAGUCUGUCAAAGCGGUACCUACUGGUAUCACUCACAUUCAAGAGCUCAAUAUAUUGAAGGAAUUGUUGGUGGCCUUGUAAUUAAUGAUCCGGAGGAUCCUUAUAUUAACCAAUACGAUGAAGAAUAUGUCGUACUAAUACAAGACUGGUAUCACACCGAUUCUAAAAUUUUAGUACGUAAAUUCUUAACUCCCGAAAGUCAAGGAAAUGAACCAUCUCCUGAUAAUGGAUUAAUUAAUGGAAAGAAUUCUUUUAACUGUUCAUCGGCAUCACCAGGUAGUGAUUGUUAUAGUGAUACUCCAUUGGAACAGUUCAAUUUUGUUCAAGGAAAAACAUACAGAUUUAGGGUUAUUAAUACUUCUGCGUUUUCUGCUUUUAUUUUCUCGAUCGAUAAGCAUGAAUUGGAAGUAAUUGAAGUUGAAGGGAUGAUUACUAAACGCCACAAAGUUCAUCGCCUUCCUAUAAAUGUUGCUCAACGUUAUUCAGUCAUUGUGAAGGCAGAUAAGCCGAUUGCUUCGUAUUUUAUGAGAGCCGAGAUGGAAACUUCUUGUUUUGCUGUCGUAUCACCCACUCUGAAUCCUAUGGUAAAAGCUAUCGUUACUUAUGAAAAAAGUAGUAACCAAACUCUAUCUGAAAAUCCUUGGAGUGACAUUGUUACUGAAUGUGUAGAUUUGAAUCCUAAUGAACUAGUUCCUUACCAUCCACAACAAGUUCCUGAUGCUGAUUAUAAUAUAAAUGUAAUUGUUAGUUUCCGACCGGACGAUAAGAAUGUUACAUUGGCAUUUAUAAACAAUUCAACUUAUGUGAUAGACUUAAAAUAUCCUACACUUAAAAAAGUUUUUGAUGGCAUGAAUCAUUUUGUUCCUAAUCAAAAUGUUUUCUUAAUUGAAAAAAACAAAGUUGUUGUAGAUAUUAUUUUAAUAAACACGGACGGUGGUGAACAUCCAUUCCACUUUCAUGGUCAUGUAUUCUGGGUACUUGGAUCCGGAAAUGGCACUAAGCCAAAUUAUAAAAACCUUAAUACCAAAAAUCCAAUACAACGUGAUACUGCGACCGUUCCUGCUAAUGGAUGGACCAUUCUCCGAUUUGUAUCAAAUAAUCCUGGUACAUGGGGAUUCCAUUGUCAUAUUGAGUGGCAUGUCGAAUCAGGUUUAGUCGCACAAUUCGUUACGCAACCAGAUCUAAUUAGGAAAUUAAGCCCACCUGCUGAUUGGAAUGCAUUAUGUUCAAAGCCAAAUAAUUGA
Messenger RNA from Cetraspora pellucida, 1653 nucleotides. NCBI's taxonomy places the organism in Eukaryota, Fungi, Glomeromycota, Glomeromycetes, Diversisporales, Gigasporaceae. The record is from the annotation of a GenBank genome assembly.